Messenger RNA from Tetrahymena thermophila SB210, 993 nucleotides. Its product is annotated as cyclic nucleotide-binding domain protein. The transcript is spliced from 12 exons. NCBI's taxonomy places the organism in Eukaryota, Ciliophora, Oligohymenophorea, Hymenostomatida, Tetrahymenidae. Gene Ontology annotation, molecular function: small GTPase binding; GTPase activator activity. Gene Ontology annotation, biological process: nucleocytoplasmic transport; activation of GTPase activity. Gene Ontology annotation, cellular component: nucleus; perinuclear region of cytoplasm; cytosol. The record is from RefSeq and is a predicted model, not a curated record.
AUGAUAUAAUAGAAAAAAUAUUUCGACAAUGUAGAAGAAUUUUUAAACUCUUCAAUUUAAUAUCAUUAGGUUCUCCAUAUUGCUCUGAGUUAAAAUUAAAUUGGUGCAAGUGUUGCAUCAAGUUUAGGUUUUGCUUUAGCAAAAUGUACUAAUCUCUCAAAUUUAACACUAGAUCUUAGUUCAAAUUAAAUUGGCGCUAUUGGUGCAUCAGAAAUAUGUUCUGCUUUAGCAAAUUGCACUAAUCUCUAAAAUUUGGCACUUGAUCUUCGUUGGAAUCAAAUUGGUGAUGAAGGCACAUAAAGCUUAGGUUCUGCUUUAGCAAAUUGUAUUAAUCUCUAAAAUUUAAUGCUUGGCCUUUAUUGGAAUUAAAUUGGUGAUAAAGGCGCAUAAAGCUUAGGUUUCGCUUUAGCUAAUUGCACUAAUCUCUAAAAUUUGACACUUUAUCUUAGCUAAAAUAAAAUUGGUGCAAUUGGAGCAUCUGAUUUAGGUUCUGAUUUAGGAAAGUGCGCUAAUCUCUCAAAUUUGAUACUUGAUCUAAGUAACAACAAAAUUGGUGAUAAAUGUUCUUCAAGCAUAUGUUCUGCUUUAGGAAAUUGCACUAAUUUGUCACAUUUGACACUUGUAAUUUAUUAAAAUUAAAUUAAUGAUGAAGGAGUAUCAGGCUUAGGAUAUAGUUUAGCAAAUUGCACUUACCUCUCAAAUUUGGUACUUGAUCUUUGUUAAAAUUAAAUUGGUGCGAUUGGUGCAUCAAAUUUAGGUUCUGCUUUAGCAAACUGUACUAAUCUCUCAAGUUUAGCAUUAGAUCUUAGUGGCAAUCAAAUUGGCAGUGAAGUUUCAUCAGGCUUAGGUUAUGGUUUAGCAAAUUGCACUAAUCUCUCAAAUUUAAAACUUGAGCUUAGUGGUAAUGAAAUUGGCAAUGAUGGAGCAUCUAGCUUAGGUAAUGCUUUUACAAAUUACACUAAUCUGUCAAAUUUGAUACUUGAUCUUAGGUGA